Molecule: messenger RNA, 1012 nt
Organism: Zonotrichia albicollis (white-throated sparrow)
Lineage: Eukaryota; Metazoa; Chordata; Aves; Passeriformes; Passerellidae
Product: C-C motif chemokine 19
Biological process (GO): positive regulation of cell migration; chemokine-mediated signaling pathway; antimicrobial humoral immune response mediated by antimicrobial peptide
Cellular component (GO): extracellular region
Molecular function (GO): CCR chemokine receptor binding; chemokine activity
Source: RefSeq, a predicted model, not a curated record
UCUCCUGCCUGGAGCUCCACUGCCUCCAGCCCAUCCCCUGACAGACUCAGCAGCAAAAUGCAGCAGCUGCAUCUUCUCUGCUUCAGUCUCCUGUUGCUAGGACAUGUCCUGGAUGUGCAUGGCGGCAACAACGUCCUGGACUGCUGCCUGCGUACGAGCGAGGCGCCCAUCCCACGGCGGAUCGUCAGGGAUUACUGGCUCCAGCUGGUGCAGGACGGCUGCGACAUCCCUGCUGCUGUAUUCAUCACCACAAAGGGCAAGCGGCUCUGUGCACCCCUCCAUUCCCCAUGGGUGAUUCGUCUCCAGGAGAGGUUGGAUGCCAGCUCUGCCAAGAGGGGCAAACCACAGGGCAAGUAGGUCCUGAAGAAGCCAUGGCUGGUCCCAACAGCUGGAGGGGACCAUCUCCCAGCUGUGAAUCUGAUGGUAACAGAGCCAACCUGCUUCCACCUCCAACCUCAGGGCAGACCCUCCCUGAGACUCAUGCCAGUGUGUGGGAUGGGGCCCACAGACAGAUAGAGCCCUGUCUGUCCUGUCCUUUUCCCUUUGCUUCCAAUGUGACCCAGCAGCCUGUGUCAGACUGAGCCAGGGGCUGCUGAACUCCAUCACCUUUGCAGCCUGGAAGCUGUUUGAUGGUCUGGUCUGUGAGUCGAGCUGGGGACUCUCAGACUUCCCAUCAGCACAGCAGUUGUGACCUCCUGCUAUAGUCUGAUCCCUUUGGCCAGCCCCAGCCCAGAGUCCUCUUGCAUCCCUGGGAAGGGCUGCCAGCACAGAACAGUGUGGGGCUGGAGGAGACUGAUGGAGAAGGGCCACACAUUGUACUGGUCCUUGCCAAGCACAACUCAGAUGCCCUCAGAAAACGUGUAGCUGAUGUGGUUCCUCUCUCUCUCCUGAAUUGCCUGCACUUUUUCCCUCCUGCCCUUUCUUGCAAGGGUAGAAAUAGAGCCAUUAAUGUGGAGCAGGCAGAGAUGUGGCUCUUAGCCCUGCUCUCCUUGGGGAUAUUGCACUCUUUCCA